AUGAGGUUAGCAGACACCAGACACGAAGAAUCGCCGGACUACUACGAUGAUGAAAAUUACGAAGACGGGACAGCACCAGCCCCGGAAGGUGCUACAGACUAUGAAUCACCAGACUACUACGAUGACGAAACUUAUGAAUCAGCCUCUGGAGAUGGGAUGCAUCAAACAUCAGACAUAGCAUCAGUCCUGGGUGCUACAGACUAUGAACCACCAGACUACUAUGACGACGAAACUUACGAGGCAGCAUCUGCAGAUAGGGCGCAUCCAUCAUCAGGUACAGCACCAGUCCUGGAAGGUGCUACAGACUAUGAACCACCAGACUACUAUGAUGACGAAACUUACGAGGUAGCAUCUGCAGGUAAGACGCAUCCAUCAUCAGGUACAGCACCAGUCCUGGAAGGUGCUGCAGACUAUGAAUCACCAGAUUACUAUGAUUACGAAACUCCCGAGUCAGCCUCUGAAGAUGGGCUGCUUCCAGAAUCGGACAACGCGUCAGUCGUGGAAGGAGCGUGUUCAGCAGAAAGACAGGGGAGAGGUUACAAUGCUACGAGAGGAAAAGCUAUGACGAGAUGGACGGAAGAAUUGGAUAUCGAUGAUGCUGUCACUGCUGCUUCUGAAAUUUCUCGACCAAUAAACUGGAUAUCGUGGUUACCUUCGUGGUGUAGAAACUGGCCGCUCAAUGGCCCAUUAGGCGUGCCCCGUGACGUGCAGCUCCAGGCAUAUUCACAAGCAUUGGAAGAACAUACCAUUGGGAUUGGAAACUAUUGGACACAGUCGUCGGAACCAGCUGACAAUGACGAACAAUCCCGCGCUGAAAACCCACAGACACAUUACAUUUCCUUCGCGGUACGACAGUCGGAGAUGCUCCAAGAGUUUUAUCAGUGGAUUUUUCAGCAGCUGUCAUCGCCGGAAGCUUCUGGUGACUGCACCCCCAGGUCACUACAGCGUUUUCUAGACGCCUUAAAAUACCAGGCACAUUUGGUGGAAUCAAUUUGCAACUGGUCACCCACUAUGCGCUUGACGUGCAACGCUUUUAACUCUUCAAUUUUCGGUAAUUUCUUCUGGGUCAUGGACACGCACUCUAUCUGGAUGCAAGUCUUCAACAACUGGGCCAUUCGUCAGUUUGACAUCGGAGCAGUGUCCCAUGGACAGCAACGUUGGUUACCGACAGACGGCAUGCCCUCAUUUACCAUGUCAAACUUUUCUAUAAGAAACCAGACAGCAGGGGACAGUACAUUGGGCUUGGUAGCAGUCAGCGCAAACGUUUGUGGUGUUGAAAGGGUCCGUAGAGAAAGAGAACCAGAACUGAUUCAUAACGAAGAUCUUAACGCCAUGUCAGAAGCAACUGCUGAACACAACUCUUACCCCAUUCAGCGACAGCUAGAGUCUCGCAGUCAGGAAAGAAAGUACCCUACGUGUCUUCUGCAGAGCUUGUCAGUGAGAGGCCAAGAAAGACUACAAUGGCCAGGACUGGAAAGGUUCAGGGACCAAGAAACGGGAGUUCCAUUAGAGGAAGUUUGCGAUGAAUUCGAAGCUGCAAUUGCCCCACUACAAAACAGAGUGCACCCAAAUCUUGCUGAUGGACAAGAUGUAAAUCCGGAUGAAAGCUUCUAUGAUGAUCACUCGCAGCUAGCAGUGCAGUUAAAAGAACGAAUGACAAAAAGUGUGGCAGCGGAUGAGGAAGAGCACCUGGAACUGGGUUCUGAUCCAAGAAACCUUCUGGGCUGCUCAGAGACACCUGUGUUGCAGGUGCUUGGCUCAGACUUCGACCCUUACUUCAUCUUGUACGUAAAGUGCAACGAGCGAGACGAGACGUGCGAGCCGCCGGAGAAGUGCCUGCCCAUGAACACCGCGGUCUCGGUGACGAUGCCGCGCUGGGCCACCCUCCCGGAAUUCCCGCACAGCGUCGUCGACACGCGCCAGCUGCCCAGUGGCCGCAUCUCCACUAGGCUGUUGGUGCCCACAUCCUGUGUAUGCAGAGAGCCCAGUGCUCGAAUUUAG
Messenger RNA from Schistocerca cancellata (South American locust), 2001 nucleotides. RefSeq lists its product as uncharacterized. The coding region runs from base 1 to 2001 and encodes 666 amino acids. Lineage: Eukaryota; Metazoa; Arthropoda; Insecta; Orthoptera; Acrididae. The transcript is spliced from 4 exons. The record is from RefSeq and is a predicted model, not a curated record.